Molecule: messenger RNA, 1116 nt
Organism: Panicum virgatum (switchgrass)
Lineage: Eukaryota; Viridiplantae; Streptophyta; Magnoliopsida; Poales; Poaceae
Exons: 3
Coding region: 1-1116 (371 amino acids)
Source: RefSeq, a predicted model, not a curated record
AUGGCUACCAACACAAUGAAAUUCCCUCUUGUUGUGCUUGUGCAGCAAGAACUGGCAAACUUAACUGCAGGAGAGAGUAGCAUGAGUCAUGCCGGUGCUGCACUAGAGGAGGUGGCUGAAACCGAUUGGCCGCAUGAAAAUGCUACUGCAGAGGAGGUGGAGGUGCAGCCCGUGGUCGAACAACAAGAUGAGUAUGAAAUUGAAGGAAUUGGUGGUGACAUGACUGCUGAUCAGGGCGAGUUGGAUGAGGCGAUAGUUGAUGAAAUGGAGGUAGAUGACGAUGAGUACAGAACCUUUGUUGAAGGUCGAGAUACUCGACUAUUCGACAAUGAUGAUACCGUUCCCGAGGAUUGGGGCAACUUUGACAUGGAUGGGCUCACACUUAAUGAUGGUCAUGACAGUAACUGGGUGUACAAUAAAAUCGAGAUCCAAAGCGGACAACUGUUUCACGAUAAAAAGCACUUGCAACAUGUAGUUAAGAAAUGGUCUUUCAUGGAAAUGAAACCAUUCAAGGUGGUUAUUUCAAAUCCAACCACAUAUGAUGUCAAGUGCCUGUCCCCUGGAUGUCCAUGGCGGGUUCAUGGUUACCUGCUGAAGGGGGAGAAUAAUUUUGUGGCUUCUAUCGUCGUUGGGCACUCGUGCAAGCUUUCAGAAACCGUUGUGAAGCAUAGAAACAUGACAGCUGAGUUUGUGGCCACUGUGAUGUACGAAGAAAUUGUGAAGAAGACUUCUAUAUCUCCAUUUCAGAUCAUGCUUGCAAUUUCCAAUAGAUUGUCCUAUGAAAUAUCUUAUGACAUGGCAUGGCGAGCAAAGCAGAAGGCGCUCGAGUGGAGGUUUGGCUCGUACAAUGAUUCAUACCACCACCUACCACAACUACUGGCUCUACUACAGAGUAGGAAUCCAGAAACUAUAAUUGAUAUUGAUGACUAUCAGGAUGCAAAUGGUGACAGGGUGCUUAGAAUGUAUAAAGGGCAGCUGCUCACCUGCAUUGGGGUCGACGCAAACGACAAGGUUGUCCCGAUUGCCUUUGCUUUUGUGGAAUCUGAGAACGCUGAAAGCUGGAAGGUCGCAACGUUGAUGUUUCGUGGCCAGACCUGCAUAGUCGAUGGUGCAUGA